GUUUUCCUUUUCAUUUACAUUCGGGAACAUGCUCUUGGUUUAAUCAACUUAAUUUAGUUUAAUUGUAGUGUCUUUUGUUUUAAUUGCUAAUUUCUUAUUAACAUGGCUGAUGAUAAAGGUAAAACCAAAGCAAAAUCUUUAACUAAUGAGCAAAUAUUAGCUGGUUUCAAUCAACUAAGACAAGCCCAAAGGAGUAUCAAUAAUAAAAUUAUUGAGCUUGAAAAUGAUUUAAAUGAACAUGUAUUGGUUAUUGAUGCUUUAAAAGCAGUUGAUCCAAGUCGUAAAUGUUUCCGUUCCAUUGGUGGUGUUUUGGUUGAAAGAAAUGUCAAAGAGGUUCUCCCAUCGGUUAUUGAAAACAAAGAAAUGAUUGGUAAAACCAUUGAAGCUCUCAAGUCAAAGUGUGUUGAAAAAGGCCAAGAAAUCAAUGACUACAUGGAUAAGCACAACAUCAAAAUAAGACAAGAACCUUAUGAUAAAAGUGAACCUCAAGAUAACAAAAGUGUAAACGAAGCAUCUUCAUCGGGUAUUUUAGUCGCAGAUUCCAGUGCGAAAGUGGAAUCUCAAUGAAGUGUCAAUAAAAUCGAAAGUUUUCUCUA
This is a messenger RNA of Panonychus citri (citrus red mite), 596 nucleotides long. RefSeq names its product prefoldin subunit 2-like (gene Pfdn2). NCBI's taxonomy places the organism in Eukaryota, Metazoa, Arthropoda, Arachnida, Trombidiformes, Tetranychidae. Gene Ontology annotation, biological process: protein folding. The transcript is spliced from 3 exons. Bases 103 to 567 code for a protein of 154 amino acids. Gene Ontology annotation, cellular component: prefoldin complex; cytoplasm. The record is from RefSeq and is a predicted model, not a curated record. Gene Ontology annotation, molecular function: protein folding chaperone.